Molecule: messenger RNA, 1287 nt
Organism: Lathyrus oleraceus (garden pea)
Lineage: Eukaryota; Viridiplantae; Streptophyta; Magnoliopsida; Fabales; Fabaceae
Product: 2-hydroxyisoflavanone dehydratase
Exons: 1
Coding region: 43-1035 (330 amino acids)
Molecular function (GO): hydrolase activity
Source: RefSeq, a predicted model, not a curated record
UCCUCAACUUCUUUCAAGCAAUAUUUUCUUCCUCAGUUGAUCAUGGCUUCCACAACACCCACCAUUCCCAAAACCGUCACUAAAGAGAUAAUUACCGAGAUGGGAACAUUCAUCAGUAUUUUUAGCGACGGUUCAAUAGAAAGACCAAUACAAUCUCCAUUUGUUCCUCCAGUUCUCAAUGACCCAAAAACAGGACAUUCAUCCAAAGACAUUGUAAUCCCACACAACCCCGCAGUUUCAUCUAGAAUUUACCUUCCAAAAAUCACAAGCCCAUCUUCCAAAUUUCCAAUCUUGGUCUAUUUUCACGGCGGCGCUUUCCUCUUUGAAUCCGCAUUCUCUCAACUCUACCAUGAACACUUGAAAACCUUAGCAUCACAAGCAAAUAUUAUCAUUGUGUCGGUCGAGUAUCGCCUUGCUCCUGAGUUUCCUGUCACUGCAUGUUACCAUGACUGUUGGGCUGCACUCAAAUGGGUAUCUUCUCAUUCCAAUAACACCCUCAACAAUCCAGAGCCAUGGUUGAUUGAACAUGGCGAUUUCGCUAGGGUUUUCAUUGGUGGUGACAGUGCUGGUGGUAACAUUACUCAUAAAAUUGCAAUUCAAGCUGGAACUGAAUCAUUACCCUGUGAUAUUAAAAUAUUAGGAGCUAUUAUGAUUCACCUUUAUUUUCAUAGCUCUUAUCCAAUUGGGUCAGAACCUAUUAUAGAGCCUCAGGACAAUCUUUUUCAUCAAGUUUGGCAUUUGUGUUACCCAAAUUCACCUCAUGGAAUUGAUAACCCUUUGGUGAAUCCUUUGGGAGAAGGUGCAACUAGCUUGGAAAAACUUGGUUGCUCUAGAAUUCUUAUCUGUGUUGCUGAAAAAGAUAAGUUAAGAGAUAGAGGAGUUUGGUAUUGGAAAAAUGUGAAGAAAAGUGGGUGGAAUGGGAAAUUGGAAUUGUUUGAAGAGAAAGAUGAGAAUCAUGUUUAUCAUUUGUUGAAACCAGAAUCUGAGAGUGCUAGGAAAUUUAUCCAGCGAUUGGUUAGUUUUGUACAAGAGUGAAGAAGAGUUGCCAUACCUUUGUUUGAUUUGUUUCUUUGUAGUUGUUUUCUUAUCAAUAAUAAAUUUGGUUUUGCUAAAGGCAAAAAGAUAGGACAAAUAACUUUUUAAGGGUGUAGUACUUCUAGUACUGGUAUGUUUUAGUGGAAAUAAUAGAGAUAUUUCUCUAGACAAAAAUGGAUGGAAGUAAAACUUUAGAGAUAUUUCUCUAGACAAAAAUGGAUGGAAGUAAAACUUUACGGUAUACCUUUAAUA